AUGGCCGAAGCACAAAGCCCCCUCGUGGCCGUCAAGGUCGAGGCUCUGGUGGUGAUGAAAAUCAUCAAGCACUGCAACCAGACCUUCCCUACAACCGCGACUGGCUUCCUUGUUGGUAUGGAUAUCGACAACACCCUCGAACUCACCAACUCUUUCCCUUUCCCCGUGGUUGAGAUGCCCACCGAGUCGCACUUCGACAACGCCGCGCCCAACCCGGCUGCCGCUGCUCCCCGCGCCAAGGGAAACGUUGCUUACCAGGCCGAGAUGAUUCGCAUGAUCCGUGAGGUCAACGUUGACGCCAACAAUGUCGGAUGGUACACCAGCGCCAACAUGGGCAACUUUGUCAACAUGAACGUGAUUGAGAACCAAUUUUACUACCAGAAGGAGUUGAACGAGCGCACAGUCGCCUUUGUUCACGACGUCAGCCGUAGCGCCCAGGGUGCUCUCAGCCUGCGUGCUUUCCGUCUUUCCGCCAAGUUCAUUGAGGCGUUCAAGGAGAACAAGUUCAACUCAGAGGAGCUGCAAAAGUCCAACCUUCGCUACCAAGACAUCUUCGACGAGCUCCCCGUUGAGAUCCACAACUCGCACCUGAUUACUUCCUUCAUCCACCAGCUGCAGACCCCCAGCAACUCUGGUCCCACCGAACUUCCCGCCUCUCUGGCCGCCCUCGAGGCCAGCCCAUUCUCCCAAUCCUCCACUCUCACCCCCAACCUUGACAACCUGUCCCUGAGCAUCGACCCAUUCCUCGAGAAGAACUGCGAUCUCUUGCUGGACAGCAUCGAGACCCACAACACCGAGGUCAACAACUACCAGUACUACCAGCGUGUUCUGGGCCGUGAGCAGCAGAAGAUCAACAACUGGAAGCAGAAGCGCGCCCAGGAGAACGCCACCCGCGCCACCCUCAAGCAGCCUCUUCUCCCCGAGGACGAGUGGCAGCGUCUGUUCAAGCUCCCCGCCGAGCCCAGCCGGCUGGAGAGCAUGCUCAACACCCGCCAGGUCGAGCAGUUCUCGCGCCAGGUUGACAGCUUUGUUUCCUCGACUACUGGCAAGAUGUUCGCUGUCAAGGGUAACUUGCUGCCCGGUGAGACUGCGAAAUAG
This is a messenger RNA of Penicillium angulare, 1098 nucleotides long. Its product is annotated as putative eukaryotic translation initiation factor 3 subunit EifCh. Bases 1 to 1098 code for a protein of 365 amino acids. NCBI's taxonomy places the organism in Eukaryota, Fungi, Ascomycota, Eurotiomycetes, Eurotiales, Aspergillaceae. Gene Ontology annotation, molecular function: protein binding; translation initiation factor activity; metallopeptidase activity. The record is from RefSeq and is a predicted model, not a curated record. The transcript has 4 exons. Gene Ontology annotation, cellular component: cytoplasm; eukaryotic 43S preinitiation complex; eukaryotic translation initiation factor 3 complex.